CAAGACAUAUUUUGCAUGAUAGAAAUUGAAACUUUCUCUUUAGUCUACAAAUUCCACGGUGGAUUUAUUUACCAGCAAUCAUUUAUAACAGAAAAGUGUUAUAAAAACGUAUAACCUGCCAUUGACUGAAGUUUGGAACAAAUGCACUCUGACCUCAAACAUAUAGCGUAGUGUGCGAGAUGCCGCAGAAUGGCGAGGACGUGUGUGUGGUGCUCCCGGACUUUACAGAGGCCUUGGAGGAGUCUGAACAGGUACUACGAAAAUGCUUCAAGCAAUACAAAACCGACGAAGUAUUCCUGUCGUUCAACGGCGGCAAGGACUGCACCGUGCUCUUGGACAUAGCCCUCAAUGUGCUGAUCGACAUAUACAAAGACAAAUCUGUGAUAAAGAACCUUAAGGUGCUAUACAUAAGGACUAACAGUCCAUUUAGAGAACUAGAAGAAUUUGUGAAGCAAGUGGAGCUCCACUACGGGAUCACGCUGGAAGUGACGGAGGGCGAGUUGAAGAGCACCUUGCAAAGGAUAAUGGACGGAGACAGCAGGCUAAAAGCGUGUCUUAUGGGCACGAGGCGGACCGACCCGUAUAGUCAAGAUUUGCAAUUUAUGCAGAAAACUGAUGCAGACUGGCCGCAAAUAAUGCGCGUGUCUCCCCUGCUGAACUGGUCGUACCACCAGAUAUGGAGCUACAUCCUGGCGCGACAGGUCCCGUACUGCAGCCUCUACGAUCGGGGAUACACAUCAAUAGGCAGCACACUGAACACGUGGCCGAACCCGGCGCUGGCCGUGGACUCGGGCUACCGGCCCGCCUGGCAGCUCGGCGACGGCGCCCGGGAGCGCGCCGGCCGGGUCCCGCCCGACGCGCAGAACGGACUCAACGGGAAAUGUGAAAAGCUAUAGCCAGUUUUAGACGUAUGACCAGUAAAACCAUAGAUGCGCGUUUCUUUUAUUUUUGCCAUGUUUAUAUAUUGUGACCUUUUUUGCCACUUUUGUGUUAUUUCUAUUCAGCAUCGCGAGGUCUUUCGAUCCCAAUGGGAUAAAAAAAUGUCCCAGAGUUUUUUUCCUAUUGUGUUACCAUUUCCCCAUAUACCUACUUUAGGACACUUACAUUUUAGGAAAGUUUUUUUCUCCAAUAAGGAUGAAAAGGGCUUGCGAUCCUAAGUAGAAAUAACACACAAGUGGCAAAAAAGGUCACAAUAUAUAAAAAUGGCAAGAAUUAAAUAAACGCACGUAAACAAACACGUAAAUACAUCCUGAUACACACCCGGCCAGUACUCGUAACCCGACAGCGGGCCGGUCGGGCCUCACCCGACACGCAGAAUGGAGUCGACGUCGACGACGUGAUUUUUUUGCCGUUGCGUGAUGGUACCCUUCGUUAGUCUGACUCGCCUUGGCCGGUUUUUUUUUCGAAAUCAUGAACACGAGGAAGACCAAUGCAAAUUAUAUUUAUACAUUAGGCGCCACUUGCACCAAACCACUAAUCCGGGGUUAACCGGUUAAACUUUUAACCUAGUGUCAAAUUGUACUGGUAACACCAGGUUUAACCGGUUAACCCCGAGUUAGUGGUUUGGUACAAAUUGCCCUUAGCCAUUAAAAUUGAACUAUGCUAAUGAGCUAUUUAAAAUUUUGUAUUCAAAUCACAAGUCUGUAGUUUUUAUGUCUUGUAUGAUCGUCAGGCAGCUAUGUAUAUUUAAAUAAAAUUGGAAGUUCUAUAUUUAUCGACCAAGUGUUAGAAAAUAUUUUAGUACUAACUAUUUAUUUAUUAGACAAACGAACUUAGAUUGCAAUCCAUGAUAUAAUCAUUUGCGUCUGGGUUUACUAUAUUUUUUAUAUGUCAGGGCACAGAAUAAAUAAUAGUACUAGGUACAGAAGACUCACUCUCUAACAAAACGCGUCUGUUACGAUCAGCACAGAUAUGGCCGCUAGGUGGCGACAGCGCCACGCGCGGCUUAUGGCCUCCCCAAAAUUAGGGCGGAACGGAUGCACUUUUAGCUACCUGUAGCAAAGCCACGAAAUCGCGGAGUGGGCCACGCCUGAUCAGGGUCGGUUGUACCAAACCGUCUGUCAGAGUUCGCUAAAUAUAAAUGUAUGAAAAA
Cydia fagiglandana is the source of this 2092-nucleotide messenger RNA. Its product is annotated as FAD synthase-like. Gene Ontology annotation, molecular function: FMN adenylyltransferase activity. The coding region runs from base 180 to 896 and encodes 238 amino acids. Gene Ontology annotation, biological process: FAD biosynthetic process. The record is from RefSeq and is a predicted model, not a curated record. The transcript has 6 exons. NCBI's taxonomy places the organism in Eukaryota, Metazoa, Arthropoda, Insecta, Lepidoptera, Tortricidae.